This is a messenger RNA of Mucor mucedo, 6223 nucleotides long. RefSeq lists its product as uncharacterized. The record is from RefSeq and is a predicted model, not a curated record. NCBI's taxonomy places the organism in Eukaryota, Fungi, Mucoromycota, Mucoromycetes, Mucorales, Mucoraceae. The transcript has 3 exons. The coding region runs from base 361 to 6123 and encodes 1920 amino acids. Gene Ontology annotation, molecular function: microtubule binding.
UUUUUUUUUUUUUUUUUUUUUUUUUUGUAACUAAAAAAAGACAACACAACUUGAUAACGGCAAUAUGCAAACCACCAUUAAGCAAUCGAGUCUAUUAAAUUGGAUCAAUCUUCACUUCAGCCUUUCAAGUUUACAACAAUUAGCAGAGAUUCCAACACUUGUAUUAUUUAUUCAGUGCCUUUUUAAUAAUAAGUUGGAUUUAUUAAAUGAAGAUGAUAUUCCUUUAUUAUUGAAUGAAAUUAAUUUAACUAUACCUGUCUGUGAUAUUUUACCACAAAAUAUAAUUGAUAUUUCUGCCUAUUUGAAUGGUGAUCAGAACCAGAUCUUAACUCUCCUAGAGAAUUAUCUUUUACCGCUCAUAUGGCUCAAUUUAUACCCAAACAACUACAAGAUGUGAGAACAGUUGUCUUUUCAUGGUCAACAUUCAUCUUAGCUGACUAUGUUGGCGCGUCCUUAAUAUCACCUUUAGCCGACUUAUAUGUAUCAUCAUGGCAAUCAGGAAUAUAUCUAUUAGCAAUUAUUCAUUACCACAACCCAUCUCUUGUACCUGAUUUAUUUCAACAUCAUCAAUUAUCUACCGCUUUCCAAAUAGCCUUUGAAAAUUUUCAUUCACCCAUCUUAUUUGACCCAACAUUAGACGAUACAAAGGAUGAAUCUUCCAUGAUUGCAUAUCUCAUGGAGUUAAUACCUUGCAUGUAUACACCCACAAAAGACAAAACGAUACAACGUCAUCGUGAUAUUGAACGUUUCAAAAAUUCACGACAUCAUACUGCAGACGGUACAAGUACUACUUUUACGUCCACCUAUACAUUACAGCAGCUAAAAAUCACAAAGACAACCAUCCUAAGAUAUAGUGACGGCACAGAGAUACCAACUGAUCUGGAAGAAUUUGAAUCACGCGCUUCUGCUCUAAAUGAAAAACUAUCUGGAUUGCAACAUCGUUUGAUCUUGAUAGUGCCAACAAGGUCACUAAACUAUUCACCCUCUUCUGUGGAUUCGAUGGAUUUUUUCUUAACAGAUGAUAAUACAACGGCUUCUACAUCCAGGCAUCAUGACAAUAGUAGUCAUACCGGCAGCAUGAUGAGUGGUGAUGAUAUUCAAUUGAUGCAGCAACAAAUGGUCAGGGUGCUUCAUCCGCUGCAAGCCGCCGAAGAGGAUUAUUCGGCCUACGAUCGUAAUUUUAAAGCUUUGCAAUCUGAAUUUCAAGCACUUACGGACGGAGAUUUGAUAUUAUUGCAAACAUACAUGGCCGAACAAUUGAAACCAAUGUGGAGGGAUUAUCCAAAAGUAGUCUCACGUAAAACACAAUUAUUACAAUUACAUCAGACAUUGUCCAAUGAAUUCGAAAGAUCAGAAACUGUUCUGGCCAAUUUUAGAAGGGGUUUUGCAUUUGCUCGUAUGUGUUCCUCUAUUUCUCAUGAAUUAGAUCUUGUACAAAAUAAAAUGGUAAAGUCUAUUACUACGCAUCAUGAUAUUCAAGAACUCGAAAAUCAUAUGGAAAAAACAACCGAUAUGGUCGAUACACUGAAAACAAAUUUCAGUGAUUUCUUAAUUGCCGAUACAGAAGAUACAGACACUUCUUACAUCACAAAGUUCGAAUCCAUCUCCAGUAAAAAUAACUUGGUAGGUACUUGGGUGGAAGAAGUACGUGUUUGGUUUGCUGAGGCUGAACGUAUUAGACAAUGGAUUGAGAUCAGAAUCGAUCAACUCAAUAGUACCCCUUUACCGGAUCCACUCGUUUCGGAAGACUUGCCUGCCUCUCAUGAACAGGUCGAGGCGUUUAAUACUGCUCAUUCGUUGCUGGAAAAAGAAAUCGAAGCUUUUGAUAAGGAAGAUAUGGCUAGAUUAAGGUCACAUGUAAAGACCCUGACUGGUUCCGGUCGAGCCGACAAGGAUCUAAGUCCUGCUGACACAACAACAAUAGAAAUUACGCUCACUACUCUCACUACACUGGAUAAGCUCAUACAUUCACUUCGCAGGAAGAGCUAUGACUUACAAGUAUUAACUCAACGUGUGUUAUGGGAGGAGGAGUACGUUAAAGCGAUUGAUUGGUUGAAAGAAACAGAUGGACAAGUGGAUGACUUUCUUAAGUCAAGUGCUCGUUGGACAGUAGCAGAAGAAGAAGUGGUCGAGGAUCACAUGAAACGUGAACGUUUAAUGGCAAAGGAGCGACAGAAGGAAAUUAUUGUGCAACAACUCUUGACAUUAGAACGAAAGAUGGCUGAGUUCGAUCAAGGUCAGUUUACUAAAACCGUGGAUAGUUUUCAAGAUUUGGAUAGCACAUCAUCUGUUGAAUUACCACGUCAUUUGGAGUCGAGACAAGACGGCUGUGAGGAGUUUUUUGAUGACCUGAUGAAACGAAUGACAUUUGCUAGACAUGUUGUUGAACAACGAUUAAAUGUGAUGGAUUUCUUAUAUCAGACAGAUAUGGUUAUGGAUGACACCAAAUCUUUACAAUUAGAUCUUAUGGAUGCGGAAACAAAAGCCCAUCCGGGUGAUAAUGACCGAGAAAUGACGGCACGUGUCCAAAACAUGCAUGAGAGAAUCGUACAACUUGUUACAUCUACUGCGGGUCGUAUACGCUAUCCUGUGCCUGGAUUGGAUAUUGAUCAAGCUCCCAAUACCGCUGCCAAUGAAGAAAUUCAGGGUGUCAUCACAUCAAAGCGUAACGAUCUCAUCAUGCUGAGUGAAGACUUGGAUGAACGGUUACAUACUUUUCGAAACAUCUUACAGUUACAUCGGCGUUCAAAAGAAUAUUUAGACGAUGCAGUUCGUCUUUGUGAUUGGGCUGAUGAACGUGUCAAGACCAUCCGAAAAGCUAAAAUUAAUCAUCAUGAAACAAGUUCUUUUACGGUAGAGGAUCUGCAGCGGCUUGAGCGAGAUCGGGACAAUAUUGUUAGUAAACUCAAAAACGGCAAGGAGAAUGAAGUGGUAGAUUUGUUGACCCGGAUACAAUUACUUUUGGAAACAGGUCAAAAAUUAGACGUUUCAUCCUUGGACAAAGAAGGGCUAGUGGAAGUAUCUCAGCAACUGGAGGAAAGAUUCGAUCGAUUACAGCAGAUACUGGAAGAGCAUGGCUUGGAUCUAGAGCAGCUUCGUAAAAAAAUGGAGGACGGUAAUACGUAUUUUGAGAAUGCUCGCUCACUACGUUCAUUCAUGAACGAAACUCGUCAUUCAAUGCCAGGCUUAAAACAAACGUGUGGUUUCAUGACGGGCCAAUCAGAAGAACAAGAUAAACGUAGAUUCGAAAUGUUGCGCCAUUCAUUAAACAAAAUCAAUACCAGUUACAAGGAUCAACAAGCCCAAUUUGCUCAAUUAUGUUCUCAUUUUGCUCUGAUGGAACCUUCUAAAGUGGAAAACAUGGAGGAAAUUCGUGUUAUUCAGCAAUCUCUGGAAACGGAUUGGAUUUCACUUGGUAAAGAAAUUGGUGAUCUCGACCUUUUUUCGCAGACUGUGGGUGAGUGGUACGAUCGUCAACGUCGCUUGAGUAUGGUAGAAAACGAUUUGAUUGUAGGUGUCAAUGAAGAUAUUGCUCGUUUGGCAAAACAAGGCUGGUCUGAUCCUGACUUGCAGGUUCUUCAAGAAAAAAUCGAUAGAGCCUCCAGUCAUUUGAAAGAGACGGGUGAUGCUAUUCAUGCGGCGGAUAAUAAAGAAGAUCCUCUUCAAACAGCUAAUUAUUCUUGUGCUCGUGAUAGACAUACCUUCUUGACAAACAAGGUGCUUGCUGCCUCAAAUAACUUGAAGGCUCUCCAAAAUAAUGCAAACAAGGCCAUGGCUUACAGUGCUUUCCUCAGUGAGGCGGAUAAGAUACUUGGUAAAGUUCAGUAUCAAAAAGAAUACAUUGGUCGGCGUAUGGGUACUGCAGGUAUGAGUGGAUUCUCUUCUCAGCCCAUGAACUCGAUUGAUACCUUAUACAAGACCACUCAAGCAGCAAGUCUGGGUUCUGAAAAAGAUGCUCAGGAACUUUUGAAGCAACUGGAUGUUCUUAAAGCUAUCGCAAAGGAGCUGGAAUCCGAGGGAUAUGACAGUGCUUCUGUUCAGGAACCUAUUAAACGUAUUCAGGGUAGCUUAGAUCAGUUAUCAAAUACGAUUGGAUUGGAAAAAAAGCAAGCGGUAUUCAUUCGAAAGAUUUAUAUCCAUGCCAAGGCUGCCAAUGACUUGCAAAUAUGGGUUGAUCACUGCUCCAAUGCUAUUGUAAAUUUGCCUACUGAUGUCUGCAUGAAUGAUGAGCAUGAACUAGCGGCUGAAUUAGAGAACUUGGAUCAAAAGAUUAAUGAGAUGAGACCUACCAUUCAAGCUUUUGAAGCUAUGGAGUCUCGCAUUUUUGCUGAAAAAGAUGGCUCUCCACUUGAUCUUUGUGAAAUCAGUCUAGAUCGUAAUGAAGUCAAGGAUUCUGUUCGUGAUCGUGAAGCUGGUCUUUUGAAAUCAUGGGAAGACUUGAAGAGACAACAUCAACAAGCUCGAUUUUUGCUGGAUAAUUCAAAACGGGGCGUAGAAAUUGCUCGCAAGGUCAAGGCUAUUUUAAUGCAAGUAGGUGAUAUGAAGGACCGUGUCAGUGCUGUCCGUAUUUGUCGUAACACUCAUCUGGAUGAUGGUAUCGAAAAUCGGGAUCUCAAGACCGUUUUAAGUUGCCCACUUACUUCAAUCCCUACUGAACAUCGAUUAGCCUCUGCAAAAGCUGAAUUAACCAUUUUGGAUCGCGAUAUGGAGACUCAUUUACAGCCUUCCAUUCAAGAAUUAGAUGCCAUGUUAAAUGUCAUUAGUCAACAAAGUAACGAUGAUAUAUUUUCAGGACAACGCACCGAAAUUACCGUUGCUGUACGUGGAUUAAUGGAUUUGAUGAAGACCAAAAGAAGAGCAAUUGCCGAGGCGGAAAAGAUGGAGGGAUUUUUGACUGUCAUGGAGGAGCUGGAAGUUCUAUUACUUGCCUUGACAGAAGUUGUAUCCCGUGCUGAUCCUUCAAAUGCUCGUAUUGUUGAUGGAAACUAUAGUCGUACUGACUUGCAAGCAUUGUUAAUUGAUCUCGAUACUCGUUAUCGUUACUAUGAACCUAAAAUCAAUGAUCUCCUGGAUGAGUCAAAGAUUGUCGCCGAAAACCUUAUGGAUGAUCGUCGUGUAGUUGAUUGUAUCAAGCAGCUCUCAGAUAAAUGGGCUCAAUUGCAAUCUGAAGCCGCUGCCAAGAAGGCUGAUCUGAUGGCCAGAAUUGGUCCUCUCGGAGAUACAUUUGAUGCUUUACAUACUACUGAAGGUAUACUUCAAGAAAGAGGAAGAAAAGCUGCCAGUUUGGUGAAAAAGACCUCGACACCGGUUUUAAAACAACCACCCAGUCCCAAGACAAUGCAAUCUACUCCGCGCUAUAUGACAGGUUAUAAUCGCACUACAAAGCCUAGUUUCACUUCAACAAAUACCCCUCCCAUGAGUGCCGCUUCUGCUACUGCAGCACGAACCAGUACAAGGAGAACAACAGCUGGGUCUAUUUCUCCUACUGCUAGAAGAGUUGCUGCACGCCAGGUCGCGGCCCAAGAAAGUCGCCAACGUGUAACAGUGAAGACACCCGAGAAUUAUGUUUCUGAUCCUAAAAACGAUCUUGAUGUAGCACUUGGGGAUAUCCUGAAUGACUCGCCGUACAAGAUUCAAGUCAAGAUGGUUCCUGGUGAAGUUGGUAAAUACUGGUUUGGUAACAUAAAUCCAAAGCUCGCGUAUUGCCGUAUCUUAAGAAGUCGAAUGGUGAUGGUGCGAGUAGGUGGUGGUUGGGUUGAGUUAUCUCAGUUCUUAAGAGACCAUGCUCUUUUGGAAGGUGGCAAUUUUGUCUCGGGAAGAUCCAGGUUACCCACUUCUGGUGGUAGUGUAACACGCGAUGGUUUUUUGAAUACGACAGUUGGUCGAAAUGCCCCCCGUGUGACAAUUCGCGGUGGCAAUGGAAAUACGCCAACUUUAAGAGAGUCUCGUUCAACACCCUUCCAUCGAGGUAUAUCCCCCGUUCCUACUUAUGGUCAUGGCAUCAAAGCCGGUAACAAGUUCUUGGUAACGGUUGAUGGUGAUGGUAAUCGAGUGGAAGUAAAAAUGACAAAAGCGAAAAGUAAAGAUUCUAAAUUUACUACUCCUCGCCGAGUUAAUAUUUAAACUAUAUAUAUAUACUUUUUUUUUGUACAAUAAUAAAACUUUUUAAAAUAAAUAAUACGCAAAUGCUUGUAGUGGCGCAUUCGUUCUUUAGACAACCGCC